GCGCAGGCGACCCGUGUGGUGCAGGACCUGGUGCCAUGGGUCGAGUACAAGCUGGCCGAAGCGCUGGUGAAGAUGGGCUUCUACGAUGAGGCGCCGGCGCUGGCUGAGCUUGAGCCGCUGUCGAUCAAGGACAGGGAUGUCGCUGGCGGGGGCGUUGCAUCCUUCAAGGAGAAGUGGUGCCCGCGCAACUGCGCCACAGCGGCCCGGGCCUCCGGCUUGUACGAGGCCGCUGGGAGCCUGUUUUGGGUGCCGGCGGGGGCGCGGGCGCAGGAGGUGCUGCCUGUGCAAGAUUGCACAUGGGCGCAGGUGGAGGAGUUGAAGCCUCUUUUUGAGGAGGCGCAGGAGCUGGCGCGGGUGGUGUUUCCGGCAACCUUGAGUGCCUGGGUGGAGGACAUUUCUGUCCUCUACCCGCCGGGCGCGGGCGAAGGCGACUGCAUGCCGAAGGCACUGACGCUGGUGGAAAAUCACGCGCUGGUGGUGGCGUGGUGGUUGGCGAUGUUCGAAGCCCUCAGGGCGGAGAACCAGGCGCUGGCGCUGAUGCUCUGGCAGGCGACAGACAAGAAAAAGCAGGUGCUGGCGGUGGCGGAUGACAACGUCAUCACGUUUGCAAAAAAGUUCCAGAUCAUCGUGGAGAAUUGUGGGGUGAAAGGAAUCGGAAAGCAGCUGGAGCACUGGAAGGCGAUCGGCCUCAACUUCAUGGGGAAGCCGGUGUAUCGAAUGUUGCACUACGCUCUUCUGGCGAUUGCGCAGCUGUCAGACAAGGCGCAGGCGUUGUUGCAGGAGCUGGAAAGCAAGGCCGGGCGCGCGUUCUUGACGGAAGGCCACACCAAGUUGCACAACGUGAUGCGACGCGCAGGCGCUGGCGCGGACAACUCAGAAGCCAUCGAUCCGGUGGUGGCACUACUGGAACAGCUGCUGCACCUCCUGCUUGUUGAGGUGGACGGCGAGAAACUGCAGGCGCAGGACGCGACCUCCGACUUCUUCGAGGGCGGCAGAGGCGCCGGCGCUGGCGUGGGCUGGGUGGCGAUGUCGCUUUGCAAGCUGGCGGUGUUGGGGAAGGUGUGCGGCGUGCUGAGCACCUCGGAGGAGGCGUGGGCGAGCAAUGCCUUGCAGCAGAUCAAUGAUUUGGGGAAGGCGAGGCAGGCGCUGGCGAAAGCAGCGGAGGCGGAGUCUGUGAAAGUCUCAGAGGACGGCCUCUGGUCUGCUGUGUUUUCCUCCAAGGACGCGGUCCCGCCAGGCUACGCGGCCGACUUCAUCGCGUACGUCAGCAACUUGUUGGGCGGCGGCUACGACGCGGACCUCAAAACCUUCAAUGACAAAGAGGACUUGGUCGCGCAACUCCUUGCAGGCGAAGGCGACAACCCCGUGCUGAAGGACUGGCGGGAGGCCCUGGACACCCUGGACAGAGGGGUUUCCGGCUUGAGCACCGGCGUGGUGGCGGUUGAUUCGAUCCAGGAGGACUCGCUGGCGUCGGCACCCUUGUCACUGCUGAUGCAAAAGUGCGCCGCCGGCGACGACCUGGAGGAGGUCAGGGAGACUACUCGCCGAGAGCGGGCGGAGGUGUUGGCAAAGGCGCGGGGGCUCAGAAAAGGCCUGUGCCAGUUGUUGGUGCUGCCACAGGCGUGCACCAAGGAGGCGUUGCAGUCGGCCUUGGCCCGUGCAGGUGCAGGCGGAGCUGGCAACUUCCACGGGAAGUUGAACGAGAAGCACCGCGGCUACUUUCUCAUGGCCGACCUGGAGCAUGAGGAGAAGCAGGGCUGGGCGCAGGUGUCAGAGAUGAGCGGCUCUGUCAAACAGCGGUUUUCGCAGAAGUGCGCCUUCUUGAAGGGGCUGGCAGGGUCGUGCGACUUCGUCUUCGUCGGCGAUGGGCGCUGUCGCGCGGCACGUGCGACGAUCGAAGAGGCGCUGGUGAAGGACCUGGACUACACGCAGUUCUUCGAGCUUUGGGUGAGCUUCGCAGGCCCAUGUGUGCGGGCGUCAACGCGGCAGGUGGUGGGCGGGCAGGUGAACAAGGAGAUCAUCUUCGUCAAGCUGCCGGCGCCGCGCGUACGCCUGGCCGCCGUG
Symbiodinium sp. CCMP2592 is the source of this 2064-nucleotide messenger RNA. The record is from the annotation of a GenBank genome assembly. NCBI's taxonomy places the organism in Eukaryota, Dinophyceae, Suessiales, Symbiodiniaceae.